Molecule: messenger RNA, 3546 nt
Organism: Salpingoeca rosetta
Lineage: Eukaryota; Choanoflagellata; Craspedida; Salpingoecidae
Exons: 5
Coding region: 62-3451 (1129 amino acids)
Source: RefSeq, a predicted model, not a curated record
CCCGCAACUGCCACCAACCACAACAACAAACAACAACCACUCAACACACAACAGUUGCAGCAUGGGCAGUCAAGCGGUGGCAAAGGCAAUGUGGCUGCUGUCAAACAGCCCACUGCUGGAAGAAGACGAAGCUGAUGUUGGCGUGACAGCGAAAGGAAACCACCACGUCUACCCAGCGGAAGCGACAAGACAAAACACAAGAACGAGACAGCACCAGGACUUGGAAGUGGACCUCCACCACACCAGCACCACGCAGGCAGACAUCAGCACGCUCGGACUGGACAUGGAUGAUCUCCUUGUGCAAAGCACAUCAACAGCCUUGCACGAUUCACACAUCACACAACAUCCACAGCAACGACUAUUCCAACAGCUGCAGCGGAGGACACUGCAACGGGGGCAGCACCACAGCAUGGCCCCGCACACGUCUGCUGAGCUUACGUCGUUGGCGCAGCCCUACACGGAUGAAACACAGGCAUUGCCGGUGCGUGCUUCAGCUUCGCACCGAGGCGAUCGCUAUGCUGUUCUCAUUCGCGAAUCUUCAUCGCUGCUGCCCGCGAACGUGCGCCCCUCUGCUGUCUUGUACAACGGCGACGACGACGCCGCCCUGAGUGACGCGUCACUGGCGGACGACCUUAUGGUUGCCGGCGAGACCGACGACACAAGUGGUGGUGAUGGUGCACGAGGAGACGACACAGAAUUGUAUGGCGACCAGGACGCCAUGAGCCUGUACGAGGAGUACGCCGCCGACGUUGACGAUGAUCAGGCUUUUGUGCCCUACGCUUGGGGUUAUCAGCCCUCCACAAGAUCCAGGCCUAUGGGCGGUGAUGCUGAUAUCAAAGCCGCACCUGCUGACGGAAACGACCCCACGCUGCAUGAAGAUUUGCGCCAGUUGCUGCAGUUUCAACAACAAAGCCACCGUCACCCGAGCGCUGGGCACACCACCCGUGACCACAAUGCUGCUCGCGCAUCCUCCAUUCUUCCCCGACGGCAGGCUCGACGACAACGACAGUGGCAACCGCCGCCUCCACCUCCCCGUCAUCGCGUUUACAGCAACAGCCGCACGCGUGUGUACGACAGUGCUACCCAUCGGCGUGAGCGCUACAGUGAUGUGGGCGAUGUGGAGGCUGUUGAUGUUGGUGUCGAUCUUGGUGCUGAUGUUGGUGAGGAUGCGGACGAUGACGUGGACGUUGAUGGCGACCGUGAUAGCCAUGGUGAUGCUGUUGAUGAAGCCAGGGAGGAGGUGGUGCGAGUGGAGUUGGCGGCAAUUGCAGACGAGCUUGCGCAACGCAGCAGCGCUGUGCGGGCGCGGGAGAAGACCAUCCAUGCCCUGGUGGACCAGCUGACGCAACGCACACGCGCCCUCGCACAGCAGAAGCAGGAGGUGCGGGCGGCGUGGGCACGUGUCAAGCAGAAGGCAGCAGAGGUGGAGAGGCAGCAGAAACAACAGCAGCAGCACGUGGAGCAGCUUGCUGCCCAGCGGGUGCAGGCGCUUGCCCAGCAACAGGAGGAGGCGGCAGCGGCAAAAACGCGCCGGGCGGAAGCGGAGCUGCAGCGGCUGCGCACAACACACGCACAGCUGCGGCGAACAACAGCAGCGCUUCGCGACGAGAAUGUGCAGUUGCAGGCGGCGUUGGCAGAGGCGCAAAGGACAGCACAGCAGCGAGAACAGCGGAUUGCCGCGCUGAGGACAUCCAUGCACGCAUCGCAGCACUCAUUGGUCGAUGCUCGGGGUGACGCGGUCAACAGCCGCGAUGAUGAAGUUGGCUGUGACGAUGAGGGUGGUGAUGGGGAGGGUGAAGCCACUGAUGGUGAUGAUGUUGAUGGUGAUGAUGAUCACGGUGGCGAAACGGCUAGUGGCAGUGGCAGUGAUAAUGAAGAAGCAAAGAGGGAACCGCGAGAGAGCGCGACAAACGGGGCUCAUUACAAGACCACGCAUCCCAAGAAGCGGGGACAGAACAAAGACGCACAACAGCACCACCUGAAGCAGCAUCAAGUGCGCAAAGGCCACGAAUUGGCGUUGAAGCAGCAAUUGCAUGCCGUGACGUCGGUGGCGCGUGCGUGCCGUGUUCUGCUUGCGUUGCUCCUGCGCCAUGCCAAUGUGCAAGCGCUGGUGAAGACGUGCACACGGUUGAGCAUUAGGGAAUGGAGCGUUCACCACCACCACCUGAACAACAGCCUGCCAGCGUCGUUGCGUGCGCGGGCGCAGCGGCGGUCGGAUGCACCGAGCCUGAACACGCGAGCACCAUUGGACAGCACGGCUGUUGUGAGCAAUGGCGGUGAUGGUGGUGGCGGUGGUGAUGGUGAUGAGAGCGACCAGGCACCACGCCUCCUCCGCGCACUACUGGCCAUCUUGCGCUGGUCUGCAGAUGCUGGGGAUGGGCGUACGCAUGGCAACACCGAAGAAGCGAUUGGUGGUGCUGAUGGCAGCCGUGUAUCGAGUGGAGCUGGUGGAGCCAGCACCAGCAGCAGCACCAACAGCAUCAGCAGCGCUGCCGUAAGCGUGGUUCCGUUUUUGCGAAUGACGCACUGGUGUGUGCAGGCGCUGAACGCGUCGCAACAUAAGCAUGCGUAUCACGGCUCACUCAAACGCCUCGCUGCUGUCAUGCGCACAAUCGAGCACUCCAGCCGGCACGAAAUGCAGCAGCACCAACUGCAGCAUGGCAGCGCAUCGACAAGAGCAGGUGGGACGUCCGCGUCGCUCGCCACCUCGGCGCUCACUGGUGCGGGCAGGGAUGCGCGUGCGCGUGUGCGCGGGCUGUCGCGUUCGCACGGGCCGCUCGGAAACAGCAGCGCGUUGUGGAGGGCGCACACCAGUCGUGGCGAUGGCGGCAGUGGUGAUGAUGGGGGUGAUGGUGAUGAUAGUGGUGAUGACGCUGCUCGGGCGCUGUUGCUGGCCAUCCUCGUCCAACUGCAGUGCACAUCACAGGCGGACGCGAUUGUUCGUCUCUUCAACAAUCUCAGUGCAGUCCUCCACCAUUUUGCUGCGUAUUCUGAGUUUCUCUCCGUCCAAGGUCUGGAAGUGAUGCGCAUGUGUCUGCUUGUUGCCACGCCCUCCACACUCCGAUGCACCGUCGAUCUUCUCCUGCUCCUCUGCCUCGAGCAAGCGCACCGCCCAGCCAACGCGGCAGCCAUGUCCAGUCUGCUGUGCACGCGUCCGUGGCUGCGGGCGCUGCGCUCUGCGGUGGAUGUGUCGCUGGAGCACCAGGGUGCCGACCCGGACCGCCACGACACCGCCGUCCUCGAGAAGAUCCUCGUCAUCUGCGAACACAUUGCACAACGCGAAUCCAAGGCUGGGGACGUGUUCAGCGGCGCCGGUGUGACGGAGGCCCUUGUGCGUCUGCAGCAGCUCUAUGGGCGCAGUCACCGGUUUGUCGGCUCCACCAUCUCCACCAUCCUCACGUGUCUCAACACAACGCCGCAGCGCACCGCCCGUGCACAGGACUCGUCCUAGGUGGGCGUGUGCCCGCGCUUAUUUAUCCUCAGUUUGGAGGUGGGCCUGUUUGGCGACGCGACUUGUUCGCCAACCGUGCUCGCUCAUUGCUCAGG